Lichtheimia ornata is the source of this 528-nucleotide messenger RNA. RefSeq lists its product as uncharacterized. The record is from RefSeq and is a predicted model, not a curated record. The transcript has 5 exons. Gene Ontology annotation, cellular component: ribosome; cytosolic large ribosomal subunit. Gene Ontology annotation, molecular function: structural constituent of ribosome. The coding region runs from base 1 to 528 and encodes 175 amino acids. Gene Ontology annotation, biological process: translation. NCBI's taxonomy places the organism in Eukaryota, Fungi, Mucoromycota, Mucoromycetes, Mucorales, Lichtheimiaceae.
AUGUCGAAAUUUCACGAGUACCAGGUGGUCGGCCGUAAGCUCCCCUCUGAGAAGGAGCCCCAUCCCAAGCUCUACCGCAUGCGUGUGUUUGCUCCCAACACCGUUGUUGCCAAGUCCCGUUUCUGGUACUACUUGAAGAAGCUUCGCAAGGUCAAGAAGGCUGCUGGCGAAAUCGUCUCUGUCAACGAGAUCUUCGAGAAGCACCCUGAGCAAAUCAAGAACUUUGGUAUCUGGAUCCGCUACGAUUCUCGUUCCGGUACCCACAACAUGUACAAGGAAUACCGUUCCAUGUCCCGUGUUGAAGCUGUCGAGAACUGCUACCAAGAUAUGGCUGCUCGUCAUCGUGCUCGUUUCUCUUCGGUCCAAAUUAUGCGUGUUGCCGAAGUUAAGAGCGCUGAUAUUCGUCGCCAAUACGUCAAGCAGCUCUUGGUUCCCAAGCUUGCUUUCCCUCUUCCCCACCGCAUCCAGCGUGUCGACAAGUCCCAACGUCGCUUGUUCAUUGCCAAGAGACCCACCACCUUCUACUAA